AGGAUCUUCCUAUAUGAAUUGGACAAGCACUACCUUUGACCUUGGUUUCGAAGGUCAGGAUCAACCUUCUUUGAGCGUGACCACUUCCUACUUGAAUACGAAUGGAGAGCCUGUGGUGCCCGCGGAAACCAACUAUUCCUCCUUUUCAGCUGCUAUUGGUACAACUUAUUCGAAUCCGUCUCCUUCCGGAGUGUAUCUUCUCAACUUGGGAGUGGGUGAAAGCUCUAGUACUUCAUCGGGAUUGAUGGGUUUCCAGUUGUCGGCUGAAGAGGACUACAAGUUUCUCUACCCAAAUACUAGCAGUGGUAUUAGUUAUUGGAGCACAAUCAUGAUGAAAAAUUCUACUUACUCAUUCGGGAGUCUUUCGGGCAUAGAUGAACCAAGUUCCAUUAUGAUGGAGUCCAAAGUUGCUUUGUGUAUGAUCGUUAGAGAUGAAGAAUCAAACAUCGAACAAGCUCUUAAUUCUACUAUCAAGUUCAUCGAUGCUGCGGUUAUCACGGACACAGGUUCUAAAGACAGAACGAAGGAAAUUAUUCGGGACUACUUCCAAAACCAACCACAUAUCGCGCUGUAUUUAUCGGAAACGCCUUUUGUAGAUUUUUCACAUGCUCGUAAUUUCAACUAUUCCCAAGCAAAACGUCACUUACCCAAGAACUAUCAUUGGUUUGGGUUUCAAAUGGACGCGGAUGACGAAGUCAUCGCAGCUGAAAAUUUCAAAGCUCAAGAAAUUUGCAUUCCUGGCAAGAAAAUUCUAAUACGAAGCAUUCGGGGGAAUACUGCGAUGAACUACUUUGGUGUGUUCGAUUUGGAACUUAGUUUCAUGUUUUUUCUACCAGUUCAUGAGAUGCCGUUUUUCGAGAGUAACAAUAUCCCGUCUGUUCAUAUUCCGUCCAACAGAAUACACGUUCUAAGUCGGCACAACGGCUACAGGUUCAAAUACGGGGACAAGGAGCAGGAGUUGAGAAUAAUGGAAACAUUCGUCGAAAGUCAACCGGAUGGAACGCUUAAACAGUUGGCAGGCUUUCAUAGACUAGCUACGAUGAAUACAGACUUAUCUCGUCUUGAAGAUGCGAAGAAAUACUACGGGUUGUUUUUGAAGCACCCAUUACGUUUUGCGUUUGAAACGUUGUAUUCCUUUGCUUUAUGCAGGUAUGCUCAUCUUCUGUAUAUGUUGGAUAAGAAAUACUUGGAAGCUCUUUACUACGCGUUUCUGUGCAUCUAUUUAUGUCCUUCUUACUUGGAACCUUAUUAUAUCGUCAGCACCGUGGCACUGCGACUGCACAUGCCGGGAUUGGCUUGGAUGGCCUCUACUUGCGCAUUAACUGCUUUGUCUUUGAAGAGACAAAAACUCACCGCAGAAAACUCGAACACUCCUGACCUUAUCUUGAAAUUAUUAACCAGUUUGAACGAAGCUCCAUCGNAAAGAAAGCUAAAAAAAAUAAUGAAAUUCUACGUUCUUACUGACUUUGAGUCCUGUGUUGAACUCAAAACCUUUGGAUAUCCAGUAGAAAUAAUUCGUUUAUUGGAUGAAAACAACGAAGUGCUCGAAUGGUUUCUCUGGAGAGUGGUUUCUAUUUUGGAUCCAAGAGCUACCAAGGACGAGUUUGCUGGAUGUUUCCGAGGAAGAGACCUGUCUCGUUCAGACGCUGCGUUGUUCCUAACAUGCAUAAAAGCUCUGAAGAUUUUCAUAGAUCAGCACUGCGAUGACGUAGGCGUCUUCAUAACUGGAGAUGGUGUUCGGUUUUUGAACGGCAGAGAAGAAAACAAAUUGAAGCUUAUCUCGGCCUGUUCUUAUGUGCUUCCUCGAAAUUGUGGGGUGGCACUGAGCGAGCGUCCUUUGGAAGCUUUUCUAGUUUCUAGGUCUUGUGCUUGUCGAUUGGUUGACUCUCUGGACGUCCCUUUGCGUUUUCUUAGGUUUAAUGGGCCUUUCUCUGAAGUGUUCUUUCGGGACGAUCCUUCACUAGCGGUUUCUCAGACUGCCUCAGUGUCAAAGGAAGAACCCGACGAUCUACCUCACUCCUGGCAAUAAUUG
This is a messenger RNA of Galdieria sulphuraria, 2032 nucleotides long. RefSeq names its product glycosyl transferase family protein. The record is from RefSeq and is a predicted model, not a curated record. Bases 14 to 2029 code for a protein of 671 amino acids. NCBI's taxonomy places the organism in Eukaryota, Rhodophyta, Bangiophyceae, Galdieriales, Galdieriaceae. The transcript has 3 exons.